This is a messenger RNA of Hemicordylus capensis (graceful crag lizard), 3932 nucleotides long. Its product is annotated as zinc finger and SCAN domain-containing protein 16-like. NCBI's taxonomy places the organism in Eukaryota, Metazoa, Chordata, Lepidosauria, Squamata, Cordylidae. Gene Ontology annotation, molecular function: RNA polymerase II cis-regulatory region sequence-specific DNA binding; DNA-binding transcription factor activity, RNA polymerase II-specific. The transcript has 6 exons. The record is from RefSeq and is a predicted model, not a curated record. Bases 759 to 2300 code for a protein of 513 amino acids. Gene Ontology annotation, biological process: regulation of transcription by RNA polymerase II.
GACUCUGAAGCAGGAAGAUGCCCUGGUGCCAUCCAGACUGGGAGCAAUGAGGGAUUCUGGGAAAGAACAGUCCAGAACAUUCUGGAUGCAGAAGAUCUUGGAGGAGGCAGCAUGAACUGCCUCUUCCAAGGGGAUCAGGAUGUGGCCCCCACCCUCCCAAAUCCAGGCAUUUUUUGCCCUGAUGCCAUCCAGACUGGGAACAGUGAAGGAUUCUGGGAAGGAACCAUGCAGAACAUCCUAGGUGCAGAAGAUCUUGAAGGAGGCAGCAUUAGCUGCCUCUUCCAAGAGGAUCUGGUGUGUGCAAAAGGCCUAUGGCGAGGUGGGAAAUGCAAAGGCAGGAAAGUGAGGAGGGCUCUCCAGAAAGUCCCAAAUGAGGGGAGAGAUGUCCAGGCAGGGAGGCACUUCUGGGCUGAAGAACAGGAUGAGGAAAAGUGUAGGAUUCACCCCCAAAGAGGUGAACUCUCUGUCUGACCCCUCCAUACAGGGUUUCUAUUGCCACUUUUCUACAUCAGCAGCAAUGGAUCUUUUUCUCUUAGGUGGGGGAACUUCCCGCUACUUCCCCUCUAUGUCUUGGCUUUGGUCCAUUUCACGGAGAGAAACAUCACUCAUAACUAGCUGGAGACACAGAUAGAUAUUGAUUUUGGUGUUCUAUCCUGCUUCUCCUAAUAUUUGCUCAGAUGAUGACUUGUUAACUUUUGCAGGAUGCCAUCCCCACCCACCCCAAUCCAGACAUUUCUUGCCCUAAGAAAGAAGAAGAAAUGGAGGAAGAGGAAACUGAUCAUUCAAGUUCUGUUGGAGGCUGCUCUCCAAAGAUGGAAGAGGAGGACUCAGCUGGCCCUGAAGCAGGAAGAUGCCCUGAUGCCCCCCAGACUGGAAGCAGUGAGGGAUUCUGGGACAGAAAUGUGCAGAAAAUCCUGAGUGAAGACAACUUCAGCUCAGAUGUACGGUGCCAGCAUUUCAGGGAGUUCUGCUACCAGGAGGCUGAGGGGCCCCGAGAGGUUUGCAGCCGAAUCCUGGACUUUUGCAACAAUUGGUUGCAGCCAAAAAGACACACAAAAGCUCAGAUUGUGGACCUGGUAGUCCUGGAGCGCUUCCUGACCAUCCUGCCCCAAGAGAUGGAGAGCUGGGUCAGAGAACGUGGAGCAGAAACCAGUUCCCAGGCAGUGGCCCUGGCAGAAGGUUUCCUCCUGAACCAGGCAAAGAACAAGAAGCAGGAAGAGCAACAGGGACUAUUGGAAAAGGCUACUGAUUUCCUGGAGGCAGAGGAGGCUCCAUCAGACACCAAUGAAAAAACGUUGUUGAGGGGGAUCACACAGGAAGGCGACGGAGGGACCAUCGCGCUGGACAGUGAGCUGCCUCCUCCUGAGCCUUCGUCUCUUUGUGGUGGAGCAGAAAAGAUGGCUGUGCAGUCAGAUCAGAGUCCAGUGACCUGGGACGAGGUGGUUGCCUGUUUCACAAAGGAUUUGUGGGCUCUGGAUCCUGCCCAAAGGGCUCUACAGAUGGAAGCCAUGCUGGAUAGGGCGAAUGUGGGCACUCUGUCAGGUGGUGGAAAGGAGAGCAAGAAAAAGGGUGAAAAGCAAAGAAAGAAAACUGGAGCUAAACAGAAUCGGGGGAAGAAAUCUAUUGAUUCUGAAGGGGCCAGCAUGCAUGAAUGUGCAGAAACACUAACUAGUCAAAAAAGGCUUGAGACAUAUCACAGACUCUGCACAAGUGAGGCCCCAUUUAUAUGCCCAGAGUGUGGAAAGAACUUUCCUGGCAGGAAAAACCUUUUAACACACUUCAGAACGUAUGUACCAGCAGUCCCAUAUAAAUGCUCUGAGUGUGGAAUGAGCUUCAAGCUGAAGAAGAAAUUUCUCAAACAUCAAAGUUUCCACACAAGAGAAAAACCAUAUGACUGCUUGGAGUCUGAAGAUCUUUCCAGUCAGAACACAACCCUUACAGGACCUGAUCCAACCCGCACAGCAGAAACGCAAAAUCAAAGCUCAGAGCUCACUUUCCGCCCUGAAUUUACUAACCAUGAGAGAAACGACACAGAGGGGGGCCUGUAUAUAUGCUCAGAAUGUGGUAAGGGCUUAAUCUCUGCCAAAUUCCUUAUUCAACAUCAAAAAACUCAUACAGGAGAGACACGGUGUAAAUGCCCAGUGUGUGGAAAAAGAUGUGGAAACAACACAGCUUUGACAAAACAUUACAGAAUGCACAGAGGCAAAAAGCCAUAUACAUGCUCUGAGUGUGGUAUGAGCUUCUAUCAGAAGAUAAAACUUACUAGACAUCAAAGAAUUCACACAAGAAAUGCAGUCUAAGUGCUCAGAGUGUGGAAAGAGCUUUAGUGUCAUUAGACCUCAAGACAUAAGGGGGAGAAACCAUAUAUAUGCUUAGAGUGUGGAGAGGUGUUCAGUUGGAGUACAGCCCUUGCAAGACAUUUCGGCUGGAGGGGCCAAUAGAAAGAGCCAGUGGGGGGAGGGGGAACCUCCGCAGAAACUCCCCGCUUCCGCCUCCAGGAACUCCCUGAGGGGGAUAAGGUUGGUUUUUUUUUUUUUUUUAAAGGUCCGCGAACCCCCCUGGACCAAACUGAGCUGGGGGGGGGGUGCUUGAGGGGGUGCCAGCACUGGCCUGGUCAGGUUCGAGUCCGGUCUGGACUCGAACCAAACCAGGCCAGCUGGUUCCAUGCACAUCCCUAUAAGAGAGCUGGUCUUGUGGUAGCAAGCAUGACUUAUCCCCUUAGCUAAGCAGGGUCUGCCCUGGUUGCAUAUGAAUGGGAGACUUGAUGUGUGAGCACUGCAAGAUAUUCCCCUCAGGGGAUGGAGCCGCUCUGGGAAGAGCAGAAGGUUUCAAGUUCCCUCUCUGGCUUCUCCAAGACCGGGCUGAGAGAGAUUCCUGCCUGCAAACUUGGAGAAGCCGCUGCCAGUCUGUGAAGACAAUGAGCUGGGUCUCAUGAUCAGUGUGCCCUGGUUCGUAAGAGAGAGAGCGGGCUAAGCCCUCUCUCCCCUCUCAUGAUCAGAGCGGGAGCCCUGGGCGGCUGGAUGGGCCGCCCACAUGAUUGCCGGCUCUGUGACGGAGCUGGUGGGGACUGGGGAGCUUGGGAACUGCGUGGCCCCUGAAAGCUCCAGUAUGCCCUGUGCAAGUUCGCAGGGCAUCCUGGGGAGACCCCUGGAGCCGGGAGGUGGCUUUUCGCCUCCCCUCCAAAGGUCUACUUGUGAGUAACUGCGGCGCAGAGCCACACCGCGGCUACUCACGAUCUUUAAAACCAGGUUUGCGGAGCACUUGCUCUGCAAACCUGGUUUUAGGGCAGGGGUAGUUAAGCGGGUUACCCUCCUAGGAACCACCGGGCUCGCAGCUAGCCUCCGCUAGCCCGAUUUCGCCCCAUCGUGUGAAUAGCCUCAAUACCUAAAUAGGUAGGCCCCUGAUUGAGGAGACAAUAGCAUUUUUAAAAAAUAUGCCCUAUUGAACCAUGCAAAUUCAUCUGCUCUGAUGUGGAAGAUUUUUUUUUUUUAAAGAAAUUAAAAGGUUUCUCAGUACUGAUGUCUUUUUCUGCCCCAACACAGAAAUAUUGAAGGUUAUGAAUUGCUCCUAUAGUCUGUGGCUGGCAUAUGUAUUCUGGUUAGAGUGGUAUAUAAAUGUAAAAGUAAAUAAAACAAUAUUGAGCAACGAGGGGCUGGUUUAACAAGCAAAGUUACGCUAUUGCAAGAAGAUUGCUCAUUUGCACCAAGAAGUGGGACAUUGCGGAAUUUGUUUGUAUAUUUACAUUUGUCCUAAGACUCCAGUGCAGUGGACAAGUUAAAAACAAUCAUAAAAUUUCUGUUAAAAUAUCCAAUUGUUUUCUCUACUUUUAGGGUACUUCAUUUAAGUGCUAAAAUCCGAAUCUCCCCCUUUGUCUGUCUCUAACCAUUUUUAAUGAUUUUUAAAGGUUCUUUUAAUAAAGACUUUAAAUGUCA